GCCUGAAGAGUUCGAUUCGUUUAUUCUCCUAGGUUAUUGACAAGACAUUGGCGGUCCCCGGAGGUCUUCAGGAAGGAGAAAGAGAAAUAUGAAAUGAGUUCCUGCAGCUUACUCUGAGGCCGAGUCCUACGCGCAUCUCUCCGGGCUCGAUGUGCUCCCCGUUUCUCGAGGUGGAGAGCAGCUGCUCUCGCCUAGGCCCUCGGCGGCUGUGCCCGAGCAUCCGGCUCCCCAGACACAGCCCCGAUCGGCCUUGAACUUGACCUCGGGCUGGAACGAGACCCCUUGGUGCGCUCCAGCGGGCUAUAACAGGCUUCCUCCGGACCUAUUUCUCGGCCAGAAGACUCCGGAUGCCGGGAGAUCUGCUGGGCUGCCCGGGCUGGAGAGUGUUCUGCCACGUCCAGCUUUGGUCAAGGAGCUGCAGGAAUAGAAACUGCGAAGCCCCUUACCCCCAGGUGUGCACCAACCCGGUUGAGCAGAUGUGGCCUCUGCUGGACCCGUACCCCGGUACAUCCUUUUUCUUCAAGGAAUUCUACUAUUGCCCUAUUUGUCUUUCCCUGUGACUGGGGCCUUUGGAGUUGCACUAUGUUAUCAACGGCCUUCAUUACUUUGGUGAGAAGUGGUAGGAACCAGGUGAAGAAGAGAGUGUUGUUAAGCUCCAUCCUCCUGCAGGACCACAGACAGAUGACUCCUGCCUGCUACUGCUCCAUUUCGGAGCCCAGGUGUUCUCGGUUUGAUCCGGACGGAAGUGGGCAGCCAGCCACUUGGGACAAUUUUGGGAUCUGGGAUAACCGCAUUGAUGAGCCAAUUCUGUUGCCACCUAGCAUCAAGUAUGGCAAGCCAAUUCCCAAAAUUAGCCUGGAGAACGUGGGCUGUGCCUCCCUCAUUGGCAAACGAAAAGAAAACGAAGAUCGAUUUGGGUUCGCACAGUUGACAGAAGAGGUGCUAUACUUUGCAGUCUAUGAUGGGCAUGGAGGCCCUGCAGCUGCUGACUUCUGUCACACACACAUGGAAAAAUGUGUUACGGAUUUGCUUCCUCGGGAGAAAGACUUGGAAACUGUCCUGACCUUGGCCUUUCUAGAAAUAGAUAAAGCCUUUUCAAGUUAUGCCCACCUGUCUGCUGAUGCAAGCCUCCUGACCUCUGGGACUACUGCAACAGUAGCCCUGUUGAGAGAUGGUGUUGAACUGGUGGUAGCCAGUGUUGGAGACAGCCGGGCUCUUUUGUGUAGAAAAGGCAAACCCAUGAAGCUGACCACUGACCAUACCCCAGAGAGAAAAGAUGAGAAAGAAAGGAUCAAGAAAUGCGGUGGGUUUGUAGCUUGGAAUAGCCUGGGACAGCCCCAUGUAAAUGGCAGACUUGCGAUGACAAGGAGUAUUGGAGAUUUGGAUCUUAAAGCCAGUGGUGUAAUAGCAGAACCUGAGACAACCAGGAUUAAGCUCUACCACGCUGACGACAGUUUCCUGGUCCUCACCACCGACGGGAUUAACUUCAUGGUGAAUAGUCAAGAGAUCUGCGACUUUGUCAACCAGUGCCACGAUCCUAAAGAAGCAGCUCAUGCUGUGACUGAGCAGGCAAUUCAGUACGGUACUGAAGACAACAGCACUGCCGUAGUAGUGCCCUUUGGUGCCUGGGGAAAAUACAAGAACUCUGAGAUAACCUUCUCAUUCAGCAGAAGCUUUGCCUCCAGCGGGCGAUGGGCCUGAUCGUCAGCUCAGAGUCGGUGUUCCUGUGCAGCAGUGUGCCAGUGGGUUUAUCGAGAAACUGGUAACACACAGAAGGCCACCUGUACCCGUGUGUCAUUGUAACUUGAUAGAUCCCAACAGAGUAUAUAUAAGCUUACCAGCCGCACACCCAGUAGUAUUUUCAUAAAUCUGCCUCAUCAUUAUGGUCAACUGCACAUGCUCAGUGUAAGCACGGUCAUCAUUAUGGUCAACUGCACAUGCUCAGUGAAAGCACGGUAACACAGCUGUGAAGCCGAUGCGCAUCUCUGAGCUGAGUGAGAGAAGAAGCGGUUUUGGUCCAUUUGAUGAGUGAUAAAUCUAUUUGGCUUUCUAAGUUUUUAAGACUAAGAGGCAAAUUUAGUUUCUUUUUAGUAAAUUUGUUCAUUAUUCAGUUGGACAGUUUGUUUUCUUUUUUUUUUUUUUUUUUUUUUCCCGGAGCUGGGGACCGAACCCAGGGCCUUGCGCUUGCUAGGCAAGCGCUCUACCACUGAGCUAAAUCCCCAACCCCGACAGUUUGUUUUCUAAAUUUUGAUUGCUAGCCAAUCUGUUUUUGCUAGUGUUUCUUUUUCCAUUCUCCGUAGAAAGCAGGUCCUCACUGACUGACCUUGAACUCCGGGGUUCAAACAGUCUUCCUCUUCAGCCUUUUACCUUUUAAUUUUUAAUUUUUUUUAUUUUUUUAGAGCAGAACAAGCAUAGAUUUAUUCAAGAAGUGUGAGAAACAUAUACCCAGGAGAUGGGGAAUUCCAAGAAAGGAAUACAAGGGUUGUUUUUAAUUAAUGUACCAAGGAGUGAAAAUAAAACCUAGGUUCUCUGUUACGGUGUACUCUGGAUCACUUAUUAAGAAAUUUAACCCUGCAAAAGACAUGGCUAAAGUGUAUACAUAUUUAUAGAUAGCUUUCUUGUGCCCUUCCCCAUCCAUUUCUAUUUUUAUGUAGUUAAAUAUGCUAUAUAGUUGUAACUGUUCCUUAAUCUCCAAGACUGUACAGACUCUUUGGUCAAAAUAUGUAAAGUGAAACACUGACAACAUCAGUCUUAUGUAAGUUUGCUGCUGUGUGUUUUGUGUAUAGUAUGUUUAUAUCACUUUCUGUGCACACAGUAAACAAUUUGAGUCCUUUAUUAGUAAAGAUAAUAUUAUAACAACUAAUACUGUUAUAGACAUAGCUUGGGGUUCAUUUUCCUUGUUUCUAAGAUUUAUGCAAAAGAAUAAAUCUUUUAAAAAGGAUGUUCAAACACAUCAGCUUGCUAUGUAAAUUAGGGGUAAAACCACACCCCUUUUUACCUACAUGUAAAACUUCUGUCAAACUGUGAAUCCCUGAAUGUGUGUUUGGAAUUGAUCUAUAUUUUCACAGGGUAAUGUGAAUUUGAUAUAUGUGCAGUGAGUGUAUAUAUGUAUAUUUUGAAGUAAUAUAAAAUUAAAGGGAACAAUCUUGUGGAGCAUUUAUCAGCUAGCUGUAAAUUAUUGAUUUAUUUAUCUCUAAGGACACUCAACACAUUGAGUGUCAGAUUCUCUGUAGUAAAGAAUCAGUGGUUAUUGGUAGAUAACCACUAUAUAUUAAAAACAAAUAUGAGGGCCAGAUAUGAUGGCCUAUACCUAUAAUCUCAGGCCUUAAGGAGGAGACAAGGGAAUCAGGAUGGUAACUUUGAGAUUAGCCUGAGCAAGUUCCAGGGUAGCCUGAGUCACAGCUUGUGUCCCAAAACAGAAUAUCAACAACAAAUGUCUGUAAGAGACAUUUUAUUAUGUGUGAUAACCAAAGAACAGGGGCAGACAUGUUGUGUGGUAAUUUAAAUAUGAAAUUAUGGGAUCUGAAAAGAACAGGAAAUGUUAAAAGCAGCUUGGACUUUGGUGGCAGAAACAAAAACAAUGAAAUAUAUAUAUACCUGUCAAGUCUGACAUGUUUUCUUUCUUUAACUUUUGUUUCAAGUAUUUAGUAAAAAUAAAGAAUAAGUCCUCAAUAAAGAAUCUAAUGUCUUUUCAUGGAUAUUAGUUGAAAGGAACAACAUUUUUCAGGCAUGUUACCUUACACGUGCAGUUCUCCAACAUCUGGGGAGGCCCAGUAAUCCUGAAUAGCAAGACCCCAUGUCAAGGGACAAAACAUGGGGAAGAGGAUGUAUGUGCUGUCCAAAGAAGCACGGGAAGAGUAGCCGAGCUUUGGGGCUUUCUUGUUGAGUCCGGUGUUGGAACAAAACUAUGAAAACAACUUUUGAGCAUAUGGAGGACGUGUAAACUAUGUGCACAGCAAAAUUCUCCAGCAUAAAAGUGGAAUGUGGUGUGUGCUUUGUUUCUGUUUUGUGCUCUUCACAUUGCGGUUCCCCCUUUUACUUUGAAACUAGGAUCGAGAGUGAACUUGUGAUGUUCAGAGGUUUGAGGGUCGUUCCUAGGUGAAGGUGUGUUCUAGACCUGACAAGGAGGAAUCUGUAGAUGAAAGCCUUGGGCGUGUUUGAGCCUGUUUCAUCUGGAAAAGGUUUUUGAUGGUGGUGAUGUUAGGUAGGUAGGUGUGUGUGUGUGUGUGUGUGUGUGUGUGUGUGUGUGUGUGUGUUUGGACAGACUUGUCUCAGCCUCCUGAGUGCUGAGAUUAUAGGCAUGUGCUUUCAUGCCUGAUUUUACCCGAAAGAAAUUUAAAAGACAAAUUUAGUCCUCCUUGAUUAAGCAUAAAAAGUACUGGUCUCCACAGGGGCCGGGCUGCAUCCUUUCCUAGAGGCUUUCUUUCUUAACACACAUUUAUUAAGAUCAAACCUGAAUAAAACUACAUGUUAAUUUUAAAAAAUACACAUGUCUUUAUUUUCUAAGUUUUAGUAUUAAAAUACAAUUUAAAGAGUAUAUUAUAAACCUUACUGAUAAGUAUACAUGCGUGCCUCUGUUAUUGGAAAUGGUACAAGAGUGGAAAAUAAGGGACCGUUCUUACAAACUUCUCAUUUAGUAUCAAUUUAGCUGGGGGGUUGCCAUGUGGCUAUAAAUGAUAGAAUACAGAAAGUAUAUUGUAUUUAUGUGUGCCUUUCAUUUACAUACAGUAUGUAGAAAAUUUGUGUUGCCAUCAGUUAUUUGGUGAACCAUUAUUAAAAAGUAUUGAGACAGUUUAAGAUUAUAAAUUUUUAAUUAUUUUAUCAGUUCAAAAGUAAAUGUUGUCCUGCUUCCUGUCAGCUGUUCAUUUGUUAGGAUUCUUUGUGUCUCGUCACUGCUUCAAAUCUAGGUUUCUUUUCCCUCUCUGGGGUCAAAGAAUCCCUUGGAAGGGAUCAGUUUUGCUUCUGUUUGUUUGAUAUGAGCUUUCCCAUAUUAUAACAUUUAAAAAAUUUUAUUUUGAAAAGGUAGUAGCAUAUAAUCUAAAAUAUAGAAAUUAUUUAAAAGUUGACUAUUAGCUAAUUUUCUAAUAAUGGAUAUGUAAUUAAUCUCAUGCUAACAUAACAUGCUUUUCAUGUUAUGAAACUGUUUCAGCGUGGGACUUGGGGAGUUCACUUUGGAGUUAGACAACUGUAGCCACGCAUUUGUGUUUUCCUCUACUGUGAGGGUUCUCCAUAUACCUGUGCCUGUAAAACACGGGGCCAUAAGGUCUGGGUUGUUCCCUGACAUUGAAUUUCUUAGUUUUCAUUAUGAGAAUGCCUUAAGCAGGAAUAGCAAGCUGUGUUUAACAAGAUGAAGAAACCAGACAUUGGCUUGCCUGUUGUUCUUGGCCAGUAGUUUCUGUGGCAGCUCCCAUUGAUUGAUUGAUGGUUGGAAUGGUUCACGGAGUCACAGAAUUCUAGAUUUUGAGAACUCAAAUGUGUGCCACCAGCAAGAGCAACUGACCUGUGUGGUUGGGUGCCAGUACAAAAGUCAGCACUGUGGUAUGACCUAAAUUAACUGAACUUCUGUUGCAUGUCUCUUGUGAAUAUAUCUUUUGUAAUUUGUCAAAGUCCUACUUGGUACAGUACAGUUGUGGUGAAUUUGACUAUUGUUUUAAAUGUAUUGCUAGAGUGACUGUGAACAAAGGAAAAAAAUAAAAGCCCAUCUCGACGUUGAAAACAUCCUAAUAAAAUGCACAUAAUAAACUCUUCCUAAA
Messenger RNA from Rattus norvegicus (Norway rat), 5753 nucleotides. Lineage: Eukaryota; Metazoa; Chordata; Mammalia; Rodentia; Muridae. The record is from RefSeq and is a predicted model, not a curated record.